UUUGCCUUAGCGCUGCAAGGCGAGUAGCAAACUGUGAAUGUUUAUUUACGAAGGCAUUUAAAUGAUAUCCAGGUUAUACGGCGCAGAUACAGAUAAUGCCUCUUUAAAGCGAAAGAGGCAAAUUGACACACUGAAAAUCUUCAACGCUAAUGUAACAGAAGUGCACGCCGAUGUGGAAUAUCGUGUGGACUUUGUCUCAGGAGACCACCAGAUGGCUCUGCACGUGAUAUUAGGACCAGAGUUUCCCUUGGAGAAACCCAUUCUCCGUGUCGUACCUGCUGUCAGUCACCUUUGGGUCAACGAGACUGGAGAAGUUGUCGGUGCCCCGGGUCUUAUAAGUUUCACAGUACAUUCUGACCUCGGUCGUGUGGUACAGGCCAUUAUUCGAGAGUUCGAGAAAAACCCUCCACCCCUUGCAGCUAAUAUCAACAUUCCAAAUUCGAUGCUCACCGGAGGUGCCCCCGCGAUUCCGCCCGCACUGUCCACUGCUCCGCAGCCGCCGCCAGAGCCGUCUGAGCUGCGAGACCUGCUGGCAGGCAUGUCCGUGGCGGAGCUGGAGGAGCUCCGGCGGGAUGGGCCGGUCGCCGAUGACCGCCUCGCAGAGCUGGUUUCCGACCUGCCGCCGCUUCGCAGGAUGGAGCAGCAGCGUGACCAACUCGUCGCCGGGAUUGUUGCUCUCGCAGAAUCGAACCUGUCCAGGCAACCUGAACUACAGGCAGCCAGAGAGGCCGUCCGGGCCAAGACAGAGAAGGUCUCCGCACUGCGGGCACGCUUCGAGGAACUCGGUGUCGAACACAGACGACUCGCGGAGCGGUACGCGCCAGACAAUAUAAGGGAGACACUCUGCCUGGCAGCCCAGCAGAGCGACGAGGAGAGCGACGCCGUGGCGGAGGCCUUCCUCUCCGGCCGUGUCGACGUCGAGCGCUUCGCGGCUCAGUACAUCAGGAUACGCGCGCUGAGCCACGAGAGGAAGACGAAGGAGGAGAAGCUGCAGAGCCAGCUGAGGGAGCUGCAGAGGGCCGGCUACUGACGGGUGACGGGGCAGCGGCAGGCUACUGUCACCACUGUCGCUAUUUUUGUUAAUUAUAAUAUUCAGUUAUUUAUAUGCAAA
Schistocerca nitens (vagrant locust) is the source of this 1111-nucleotide messenger RNA. It is a transcript of the gene Vsp37A, whose product is annotated as vacuolar protein sorting-associated protein 37A. The transcript is spliced from 7 exons. Bases 62 to 1030 code for a protein of 322 amino acids. The record is from RefSeq and is a predicted model, not a curated record. Gene Ontology annotation, biological process: ubiquitin-dependent protein catabolic process via the multivesicular body sorting pathway; protein targeting to membrane; protein targeting to vacuole. Lineage: Eukaryota; Metazoa; Arthropoda; Insecta; Orthoptera; Acrididae. Gene Ontology annotation, cellular component: ESCRT I complex.